Silurus meridionalis is the source of this 2241-nucleotide messenger RNA. Its product is annotated as little elongation complex subunit 1-like. The record is from RefSeq and is a predicted model, not a curated record. Bases 318 to 1940 code for a protein of 540 amino acids. NCBI's taxonomy places the organism in Eukaryota, Metazoa, Chordata, Actinopteri, Siluriformes, Siluridae. The transcript is spliced from 12 exons.
UACAUACUACUCUAUACCCUGUACAUAGUGUUAUACUCUUAGUAAAAGCUGCCAUCAUUGUGUACUAUUUGUUCUACAGGGUGGACUAUCCUCCUCCACAUAGAGCACAAGUGACACAAUGAGUUUUGGCGUCUCUGUGACGUCACCGUAUUGUUAAAAACCCAGAACGCGGAGCAGCAGCCCACAGACUACCUUCUAUUAAGUGUCAAACUUCUCCACCACGCAACUAACCGCGAUCAAUUUCAUCUUCUAAAGUGUCAACACACCAGCGUUGCAGCAAAUUCCCUAAAAGGAAAAACAGGAAAAGACCUACAAAAAUGCAAAAGUCAAGCAUGAGCCAGCCAGCGCUUCAGGAAAUUUCUUGUGAUUGCCUGGAGACACUUGAUUUUUAUACUAACAACGAACACAGAGAAUUAAACAGCAGUGUUGAAAACCAGCUUCUGGAACUUAAAGAAACAGACACCAGACAAAAUCUGGAAAUCCGAGGCCUGGAGAGCAAAGUCAGUAGCCCCAAGAAACGCAUGCGCUUAAUUGAGGAACAACUCUUUGAAUGGGAAAGUGAGAUAAACAAAGGUCUUCAAAAUGAAGCAAAGACUUUGUCUAAUCGAACCAACACUUCAGCAUCAUGUGGGGUUGCAUUCGCUGCUAAGGAGUUUGGAUCUGCUACUCCCAGGCAUGUCAGUCGUGUUCCAGGAAUCUUGCCCUCCAAGCAGGAGAGCUCCGAUCAGAGGCACAACAAUCCAAUUUCAGGAAAUCAAACCAUGAACAUCUCUGGCCGAACUUUUACAAAAAUAAAGCUGACAGCAAAGAGAACUGGAUCAAAUGUGUCACCACCCAGGAUUGCUAAAAGGCCUCGACUUGAUGCUGCUUCAGCUGAUCCUGCAAACACCACACACAUGACACAUUCCCUCAUCUCCAGUUCAUUAGAAACAUUGCAAAAGUCCUGUUCCGAUUUAUUAACUACAGACAGGAUUCAUGCCCUUUUUGAAGAAACAAGUCAACUUCCUGUUCUGACAGAGGAGGAAAAAUCGGUCAUAUCUAAGUUUUGCGUAAACGAGUCCUUAACGCAGACAUUUCUGUCUGUGAUUUUGGACAAGGUAAAGACAGAGAAAGAGUCUACGGGACAUGAUCUCCUGCAGUCUCUCUGUAGGGUUUAUGUGGGAUUGUGUCAAUUAAGUGGAGACUCUCAUAAAGCACAUGCCCUCGCCUACAGAUUUCUUAAAGAAGACUUUCCUGAAGCCCCCAAACUGAUUAUGGUCAUGGUGACUGCAUGGCCAAAUGUUUUCUUCUAUCACAGCCCUUUAUGCAAAGCCAUUCACAUCGUGAGCAAAAUGAAGGCAAAUGGAAAGAUGUUAGAUUUGCUUAGCAAGUAUCUUUUCUGGGAUGAGGAUCCUCUAGAAAACAUUCACAAUACCAUCACUAGCACACUGGAGGCUCUUCUCGAAGACAACAGUCUGACAUUCGAGAAUAACAGCUGGUAUGGUGUUGAUCUCUGUUCUUCUGUCUGGGACUACAUCUUAAGUCUGGACCUUCUUUGUGCACAAAUGGGCUGGAUUUGGACUCUUAAAAAAAUUAUACGAAAUAAAAUUUGGCUGAUCCUGAACACUUGGAUGUUGCAAACAAAAACAGAGCAAACACCGUACAGAGACGUCUCUGUAGCAGCAGUUUUCAGGCUACUUGGGCGACUUGGCCAACAAGGCCUUAAGGAGAACUUCCCAAAGUCAGUCCAAAAUCUGACAAGAAGCAUAGUUAAGUAUGGAACGGAAAAGCUCAGAAAAGAUUUGCCGUGGGAGGUGCAGCUCGCAGUGGUUUAUGCCACUCAUGAUCUGGCAGCCAGCAACCCCAACGUUGCUCUAAAAGAUUUGAAAUCAUGGUGGCAAGACAUCACAAAGCCCGUUCCCCCAGCCAUUACAAGUGCCUUAUACUCUUUUUAUGAAUAAUUUUAUAGAUUUUUAUAAGCUCGGGCGGGCGCUAAAGAGAGAAAGCGUGCCAAUCGGUGAGUGAGAUGGGCGGACGAUGAAGAAAGGAGGGCCGAUCUGCGAGUGAGCGCCGGUGUAUAUCAAAGAGGAAAGGCGUCCCAAACUGCAAGAAUGGGUGAACCCUGGCAUGAGAACUGGAUAGGAAAACGCCGGGGUGAAAAUGAAAUGAAAUUAAGAAAGCUCUGCUUGGUGAACGUUUGCUCUUUCUUCCAUUGCUGAACCAGUGAAAAUGUUACAAUAAUUUACAAUGAUUUACAUUUAA